UCAUUUCCCAAGUUUCCUUUCUGUCUUUUCACGCUUUUCUUCCGCCUGCGGUUUCAGCGCUCUUCGCAGAGGCCCCAGCAGCGCCAUGUUGGGACAGAGCAUUCGGAGGUUCACGACUUCGGUGGUCCGUCGGAGCCACUAUGAGGAGGGCCCCGGGAAGAAUUUGCCAUUUUCAGUGGAAAACAAGUGGCGCUUACUGGUUAUGAUGACCUUGUUCUUUGGAUCAGGUUUUGCUGCACCUUUCUUUAUAGUAAGACACCAACUGCUUAAGAAAUAGGGACGUUGUGAUUCAUACAUUUAACAGAUAUGAAGAAUGUUUUAAGAGGUGCAUUCUCUGAAAAAUGAAUCAAACUCUUGGAUUCAUAGCAUACUGGAUAUGUUUGUAAAUAAACUAAUGACAUGAAUGUUCA
Messenger RNA from Sciurus carolinensis (gray squirrel), 410 nucleotides. RefSeq names its product cytochrome c oxidase subunit 7C, mitochondrial. Gene Ontology annotation, biological process: mitochondrial electron transport, cytochrome c to oxygen. The record is from RefSeq and is a predicted model, not a curated record. NCBI's taxonomy places the organism in Eukaryota, Metazoa, Chordata, Mammalia, Rodentia, Sciuridae. The transcript has 3 exons. The coding region runs from base 86 to 277 and encodes 63 amino acids.